CCUCCCCCAGCUCCUGAAUGGCUGCCCGUAAAUUGGGGUAUAUAUGUCUCUCCAGCUCCCCGCCUCGUUGCUUCCAUUUCCCACCACCAGACGUCCACCCCGUCCUGACUUUGCAUCCCAGCUUUCGAAACAGCAAUCACUCUCUCAGUGCUUUUCCCACAGCUGCUCGUCAUUCUUUUCAAUCCUCCAAACUGCAAAUUCAAUCCCCACAACCUCUACCCCCAGAGAAUUUAAAGCAGAGCUUUAUUUACAGUCCUUCGACUCGAACCCGUCUGUCCGCCCUCCUUAAUCCCCGACAACAACCCGGGCCGUGCCUUCAUCAGAACAGUAAAUCAAAUCGAAUCACACAAAAUGCGUUACUCUGCCCUCACCGCUAUCCUGUUGGCCGCUACGGCCGUCGUUGCGUCCCCCGCCGAGAAUGUCGAGCGUGGUGUCGACUACUACGCUGCCGAGACCACCUGCACCGAUGCCGAGCUCCCCGUCGUGACUGAGUACUACCACGAGUACGUCACCAAGACGGCCGCUCCCGUCAUCAAGACCAAGACCGUCCGCCGUAAGAAGACGCGCUACGGCACCGUCAAGACCAAGACCUACACUUGGCAACCCGAGCCUACUACCUACGCUCCCGAGCCGACCGUCACCUACGCUCCCGAGCCCACCUACGCUCCCGAGCCGACCGACGAGGCCGAGCCCACCUCCAGCGACGCGCCCAAGGCCACUGGAUCUCCCGUCGAGCCCGGCUCCUUCUCGGAGCAGUGUCUCGAGGCCCACAACACCAGGCGUGCCGCCCACGGUGCUCCCGCUCUCGUGUGGGACGAUGAGUUGGCCAACUUCGCCCAGGGCGUGUCUUCGACCUGUGUGUUCGCCCACUCUGGUGGCGCGUACGGAGAGAACUUGGCUGCUGGCGGUGACGGAACCCCCGAGGAGUUCAUCAAGGGAUGGUACGACGAGGGUGUUGACGAGAACUACGACUACACCCACGGUGGCUUCUCCAUGGCCACUGGUCAUUUCACCCAGGUCAUCUGGAAGGGAACCACCCGUCUCGGAUGUGCCACCGUCGCCUGUGGUGAUCUCGGAAACUUCUUCACCUGCGAAUACGCCGAUGCCGGCAACGUUCAGGGACAGUACCAGGACAACGUUCUGUACGCUCCCGUGUAAAGCCCCCGUUCUUCUCAUGCGGGCUGAGAGGUUCUUUCGUCGCAUAUCGAUAUCCUGUGUGCGUUUUUUGUUGUUCCAUAGCUGUACAUUUUGAAUGUCAUUUUGGUUGUUUCUGGAAACGAUUGAGUUUAAUGCGUAAUCCUAUCACCAUUCGUAAUACCUAUCCUAUA
Molecule: messenger RNA, 1328 nt
Organism: Tricharina praecox
Lineage: Eukaryota; Fungi; Ascomycota; Pezizomycetes; Pezizales; Pyronemataceae
Product: CAP domain-containing protein
Exons: 3
Coding region: 352-1158 (268 amino acids)
Cellular component (GO): extracellular region
Source: RefSeq, a predicted model, not a curated record